AUGGUGGUAAGACCAGUUGCUGUAACCGUGAAAGCUCUCACGCUUGCACUCUAUUUGAUCCAUCCAUUCUAUCAGGACUGUGAUCCACCACCAUACAGUGUAGAACUGCUGGCUAUAGCCACGAUAAUGGUUCUCUGUGGUAUAAACUGUUAUUCGGUGAAAGCUGUAGCCAGACUUCAAGACUGGUUCACAAUCGCCAAGGUGCUCGCUCUACUAACGGUUAUCUUGACUUGGUGGAUAUCUGCUCAUUUUCGAAAUUUACCUCUGGCAUUUUUGAUUUCAAUGAUAAUAGUCACUGUGGUCUAUGUUCUCUACAAUAUUGCUUUGUAUGUUGUCCUUUCUCCUGAUGAAAUUAUUUUGCAUCCAGCUGCUUCU
Messenger RNA from Cooperia oncophora, 375 nucleotides. NCBI's taxonomy places the organism in Eukaryota, Metazoa, Nematoda, Chromadorea, Rhabditida, Trichostrongylidae. The record is from the annotation of a GenBank genome assembly.